AGCCCAGCCAUGCAAAAUUCUAUCUCACUGCAAAUUUCCUUCAACCAAAACUCACUGUUACCAUUUAUCUCCAAACCAACCGCUUUCUCUAUUUUCCCAACCAAAACCCACCAUUUCCAUGUUCCCGAACCCAUGACUUCUUCCCUCAUUAGCUUCUCCAAUCCAAUCACCAAACACCCAUCACUCACCCAACUAGUUGCUUAGUUUAUAGGAACCUUCUCUUGAACUUGCUCUGUUUCCAAUCAGACAUCGAUGAUUGCUUUGGAAAUGGCUCAAAAUGGGUCCCUAGUUUCUUCGGAGACUCAAGUUAACAAGAAGACUGCUGCUUUGAGGAGUUGGAUUUCAUUGAACCAUGAUGGUCAAGGAACCGUUUUGGAUUUGGAUAAGUAUGCCAUUAUGCGCCGAGUUAACAUUCACGCUCGAGAUCUUCGGCUUCUUGAUCCAUUGUUAUCUUAUCCUUCCACGAUUUUGGGCAGAGAGAAAGUCAUUGUUCUCAACUUGGAGCACAUCAAAGCAAUAAUCACUGCAGAGGAGGUAUUGCUUAGAGACCCGUUUGAUGAUAAUGUGCUACCUAUUGUUGAGGAGCUCCAAAGGCGGUUGCCUCCAGCAAGUGGCAAUAUUAAUGGCCCAGGGGAAGAAGAAGACUCUGGGUUACAGAAAGAUGUCGAAACCAGUGAAGAUGAUGAUUUUCCAUUUGAAUUCCGGGCAUUAGAAGUUGCACUAGAAGCUAUUUGUACAUCUCUUGAUACUUGCACGGGAGAACUAGAGAGUGAUGCUUAUCCAGCUUUAGAUGAGCUUACUUCCAAGAUCAGCAGUCGUAAUUUGGAUCGGGUUCGUAAGCUGAAGAGCGCAAUGACCAGGUUGACAAAUCGGGUUCAAAAAGUGAGGGAUGAGCUCGAACAGCUUCUUGAUGACGAUGAUGACAUGGCCGACCUUUACUUAUCAAGAAAGUUGGUUGGGACUUCACCUAUGAGUGGCUUUGGUGCUCCAAAUUGGUCUUUCGCCUCUCCUAGUAUAACCGUAGGCUCUAAAGUAUCCAGAACCAGCAGGGCAAGUGUAACAACAGUUCAAGAGGAGAAUGAUGUGGAGGAGCUUGAGAUGUUGCUUGAGGCUUACUUUAUGCAAAUUGAAGGCACAUUGAAUAAAUUGACCACGUUGCGCGAGUACAUUGAUGACACCGAAGAUUACAUCAACAUCCAGCUUGACAAUCAUCGGAAUCAGCUAAUUCAGCUAGAGCUGUUUCUGAGUUCUGGAACUGUUUGUGUGUCUAUAUAUUCUUUGGUGGCUGCAAUAUUUGGCAUGAACAUCCCAUAUACUUGGAACGAAAAUCAUAAGCACAUGUUCAAAUGGGUGGUUAUUAUGACAGGAAUAGCUAGCGCAGCAAUUUUCGUGUGUAUAGUUUCGUAUGCUCGGCACAAAGGUCUUGUGGGAUCCUGAUACUCAGUACCGUAUAAUCAGAGUUGGGAAGGCAAUACGUUGUGUAGCUUGCAGAAAUUAAAAUUUAUUCUGUGGUAUCCAAAUAUAGGCAUGAUCGCAUGACCAUGAUCAUAUUGGUUCAAUGGCAUACUUGUAUUCAACAUUUGAUGUAUAAGACAUAGUUUCAGGAGUGGCGUGGCACCGGGUUUCUCAGUGAACUAAAUCAUGUUGCUGGUGGCAUAGUCUUUCCAAUGUUGUAAGUAAUUGGUCAUUGAAUACAAA
Messenger RNA from Argentina anserina (silverweed cinquefoil), 1698 nucleotides. Its product is annotated as magnesium transporter MRS2-I-like. Lineage: Eukaryota; Viridiplantae; Streptophyta; Magnoliopsida; Rosales; Rosaceae. Gene Ontology annotation, cellular component: membrane. The record is from RefSeq and is a predicted model, not a curated record. Gene Ontology annotation, molecular function: magnesium ion transmembrane transporter activity. The transcript has 11 exons. Gene Ontology annotation, biological process: magnesium ion transport; transmembrane transport. Bases 253 to 1437 code for a protein of 394 amino acids.